UAUUCCUAUAGCAAAGGUGCCUCUUGAUCACCACAUGAUGAACAGCUCCAUGAUGCCAAGCUCACAUCCUCCUGAGCAUCACCACUCUACAGCAGCCCCAGGGCAUGAUCACGGAAGCGGGAUGAUGAUGAUGGCAAUGACUUUCCACUUCAGCUAUGAGAAUGUGCCGCUGCUCUUCUCCGGGCUUACGAUCAAUUCUCCUGGAGAAAUGGCUGGUGCUUUUGUGGCUGUCUUCUUCCUAGCCAUGUUUUAUGAAGGCCUAAAAAUUGCCCGAGAGUGUCUGCUCCGUAAAUCCCAGGUCAGCAUCCGCUACAACUCUAUGCCAGUGCCAGGUCCAAAUGGCACCAUCUUGAUGGAAACACAUAAAACCGUCGGCCAGCAGAUGCUGAGCUUCCCUCACCUCCUGCAGACCGUGCUGCACAUCAUCCAAGUCGUGGUCAGCUACUUCCUCAUGCUGAUCUUCAUGACGUACAAUGGCUACCUCUGUAUCGCCGUGGCAGCAGGGGCCGGGAUGGGAUAUUUCUUCUUCAGCUGGAAAAAGGCAGUUGUUGUGGAUAUCACUGAGCACUGCCAUUAAUACUGGGUGCUGCCCAGGAGCCUCUCCACCUCUGCUCUCUUGAAAUGCAGCCACCCAAGGACUGGAUCAUUCCUAAGCUGAAAGAGAACCAAUAGAAUCAAUCCAAGUUCACUACAGUUCCUGUCUGGGAUGGAGGGAAGUGAGGAGCUGGGGAUGCUGCUCCCUCGGGCUGCAGGCUGGCGGCUGGGCUGACUCUGGAGGAUCCCAUAGCCAUUCUUGGCUAGGAUUUGCUUUAUUCUUAGAUUACGCCGUGAUUGAAAUUAGUUGGCUGACAGAAAUAUAGAGGUUAUUCAUUUUUUAAAACAAAAACUUUUUUUUAUUAUUAUUUUUAAACUGUAAAUGCUUAUCACCUGUGAGGGUUUCAUGAACAGCAGGUAAAGAUGGAAGUUGCCAGGGGAGCCUAUGUGUGCAAAUGGCUAUAUUAUUUUA
Molecule: messenger RNA, 1006 nt
Organism: Tinamus guttatus (white-throated tinamou)
Lineage: Eukaryota; Metazoa; Chordata; Aves; Tinamiformes; Tinamidae
Source: RefSeq, a predicted model, not a curated record